AUGGCUGCUGGAGAAUCAUCUUUUAAGCUGAUAUUGGGUUCUUCAUCAAUGGCUCGGCAACGAAUUCUAGCUGAGAUGGGAUAUGAGUUUACAAUCAUGACUGCAGAUAUAGAUGAGAAAAGUAUUAGAAAAGAAAAGCCAGAAGACUUGGUGACGGCUCUUGCUGAGGCAAAGGCAGAUGCCAUCAUAUCAAGCCUACAGAACACUGGCAUAAUAGAGGAAGAUGCCCACACAACAUUAUUAAUUACUGCAGAUACGGUGGUGGUCUAUAAGGGGAUGAUCAGAGAAAAACCAAGCAGUGAGGAAGAAGCACGAGAAUAUAUCAAAGGAUAUUCUGGGGGCCAUGCAGCAGUGGUAGGAUCUGUUCUUGUGACUAACCUUAGAACAAGAUCAAGCAAAUGUGGAUGGGAAAGUGCAGAGGUUUACUUCCACGACAUACCAGAUGAGGUGAUCAAUAACCUGAUUGAUGAAGGAAUCCCAUUCAAGGUUGCUGGAGGUCUGAUGCUGGAACAUCCUCUAACUUUGCCAUUUGUUGAAGCAGUGAUAGGAGCAACUGAUACUGUGAUGGGACUAUCUAAAUCUCUCACAGAAAAACUUAUACAGGAAGCUCUAUUUCAACAAGUUUCACCCCCUGGCAUUCCGAAUGUGAGCUGAGGAUGAAUUUCAUGACAAGUGAUUUUCGGAACCCUGGUGGAAUUUGCAGGCUUGAAUCUCAUACAAAUAGAUUGCACAUAGGUAGUUCCUCUCUAAUGAGGAGGUUUUUAUUCCUUUCCCUAGGCAAAUGGAACAGUCAUUUUGCUUGAUUUUUCACCUCUUCGAUAUUAAUCAUUUUGUUCAUAAUUGUUUUAUUAAUACAGACAAAGAUAGAAAUAAAUGCAAGACUCUUUUGUAGAAAUGAAAAUCCAUUAUG
Theobroma umbraticum is the source of this 910-nucleotide messenger RNA. Its product is annotated as Maf-like protein. NCBI's taxonomy places the organism in Eukaryota, Viridiplantae, Streptophyta, Magnoliopsida, Malvales, Malvaceae. Gene Ontology annotation, molecular function: nucleoside triphosphate diphosphatase activity. The record is from RefSeq and is a predicted model, not a curated record.